CUCCUCUCGUCGCUUCUCUCUCCAGUCCAGCGUUUGGCGCUAAACACAGACUCUGUUUGCCAAACACCUUUAAACCACUGAGGAAGAAGAUUAGUUUCACCGCGCUCUCUGUUGUUUUGUAGGGAUGUUAAUCGGUUAGAAUUGUUUCUGUAAGUACAACAAUUCCGCUUUUGAAACAGGUCAAUAAAUACCUGUAAUUUUAUCCACAUAGUCUUUACGUUUUGAAGCAAGCAGGAAUAUCUGGAGGAGUAACGUGAACAACUGAACUGAGAUCUGCUGCUGUGAAGAUGGAGUGUGUUAAAGAGGAGAAGACGAGUGAACCAGAAACCUGGAGAAUAAAACACGAGGAACCAGAAACCUGGAGAAUAAAACAUGAGGAACCAGAAACCCGGAGAAUAAAACAAGAGGAACAAGGAGAAUUUAUUAAAAUAAGUGAGGAGAACGAAGAAUUAAAUGAAGUUCAAGAGAAAAAUCACGUCAAAACUGGAGAAAAACAUUUGAGUUGCUCUCAAACCAAACAGAAAGAUUUAAAGAAAAGAGGAGCCAAAACAUCUUUCACCUGCACUCAGUGUGGAAAGAGUUUGACAUGCAAAUAUAAUCUUGAUGUUCACUUGAGAGUUCAUACUGGAGAGAAACCAUUCACUUGUGAUCAGUGCGGGAAGAGUUUUGCAAGAUCAGAAAAACUUAAGCAUCACAUGAAGAUCCACACUGGAGAGAAACCUUUCAAGUGUUCACACUGCGACAAGAGAUUCAAUCGGUCAGGAGACCUGAAGAUACACAAAUUAAUCCACACUGGAGAGAAACCAUACACAUGUGAUCAGUGUGGGAAGAGUUUUACACAAAAAGGAAGCCUUAAGGCACAUAUGAGAGUUCAUACAGGAGAGAAACUUUUCUUAUGUAAUCAGUGUGGAAAGAGUUUUUCACUCUUAGCAAACCUUAAGGUACACAUGAACAUCCACACUGGAGAGAAACCUUUUAAGUGUUCACACUGUGACAAGAGAUUCAAUCGGUCAGGAAACCUGGAAAUACAUGAGAGGAUCCACACUGGAGAGAAACCGUACACAUGUGAUCAGUGCGGGAAGAGUUUUGCAGGAAAAGGAAGACUUAUGACACACAUGAGAGUUCAUACAGGAGAGAAACUUUUCUUCUGUAAUCAAUGUGGAAAGAGUUUUUCACUCUUAGCAAACCUUAAGGUACACAUGAACAUCCACACUGGAGAGAAACCUUUUAAGUGUUCACACUGUGACAAGAGAUUCAAUCGGUCAGGAAACCUGAAAAUACAUGAGAGGAUCCACACUGGAGAGAAACCGUACACAUGUGAUCAGUGCGGGAAGAGUUUUGCAGGAAAAGGAAGUCUUAUGACACAUAUGAUUGUUCAUACAGGAGAGAAACUUUUCUUCUGUAAUCAAUGUGGAAAGAGUUUUUCACUCUUAGCAAACCUUAAGGUACACAUGAACAUCCACACUGGAGAGAAACCUUUUAAGUGUUCACACUGUGACAAGAGAUUCAGUCAUUCAAGAUACCUGAAAACACAUGAGAGGAUCCACACUGGAGAGAAACCUUAUAAGUGUUCACACUGUGACAAGAGAUUCAGUCAUUCAGGAUACCUGAAAACACAUGAGAGGAUCCACACUGGAGAGAAACCUUAUAAGUGUUCACACUGUGACAAGAGAUUCAGUCAUUCAGGAGACCUGAAAACACAUGAGAGGAUCCACACUGGAGAGAAACCGUACACAUGUGAUCAGUGCGGGAAGAGUUUUGCAAGAAAAGGAAGUCUUAUGGCACAUAUGAUUGUUCAUACAGGAGAGACACUGUACACAUGUCAUCUUUGUGGAAAGAGUUUGAAAUGCAAAUCUAGCCUUGAUGGUCACAUGAGAGUUCAUACUGGAGAGAAACCAUACACAUGUGAUCAGUGCGGGAAGUGUUUCACACAAUCAGUACAUGUUAAAGAACACAUGAGCAUCCACACUGGAGAGAAACCAUACAAGUGUUCACACUGUGACAAGAGAUUCAGUCGUUUAGGAAGCCUGAAAAAACAUGAGAGGAUCCACACUGGAGAGAAACCGUAUCACUGCACUGAAUGUGGGAAGUGUUUCAGUCAAUCAUCUUCUCUACACAGUCAUACAAAAAACAUUCACAGAAAAAACAAAGUAAGUAGAUCAUCUUCUGAUGCUGCCUUUUCAUCAAACUUGAAACAGUAAUGCAUUAAGCAGUAUCAUCUGGAUUAAUCUGUUUCUAACCAGUUGUUACGAGUGAUAUGACAAAGAAACAUUUAAAGUUAUCACAGUGAAUCAAGUUAUCACAGUGAAUAAAGUUAAUCUUCAAAACCAGCAGAUGAACUCUGAGAUUCAGUUCAACUCAAAGAUGGAGUUCCUCCCCAAAGAACAAUGUCAAAAUGUUUUAAUAUUGCGGAUCAUUUUGCUUCCUGAUAUUAAUGAUAUCAUUGUGUUUUCUUAUGAGUUUCAUGUUCAAUUAUCUUUUAAUGCAUGUGUCUCUUGGAGUUUGCUUACUCUUUCAUGAAGUAGAAGCUUUUUACAAAUUGUUCUUGUUCGGGAAGCUGAAGAAGAGACUGUAAUACUUUAAGAGAGACUGAGAUUUAUUUUAAAAAUUGUUCUCUGUUGGUUUUAAAAUGACUGAGUUAUUCUGCUUAAGAUGUAUUUUGGAAAUGCAGAUGCAAGAAAAACUGUCAUGUA
This is a messenger RNA of Carassius carassius (crucian carp), 2693 nucleotides long. Its product is annotated as gastrula zinc finger protein XlCGF57.1-like. Gene Ontology annotation, molecular function: DNA-binding transcription factor activity, RNA polymerase II-specific; RNA polymerase II cis-regulatory region sequence-specific DNA binding. NCBI's taxonomy places the organism in Eukaryota, Metazoa, Chordata, Actinopteri, Cypriniformes, Cyprinidae. Gene Ontology annotation, cellular component: nucleus. Gene Ontology annotation, biological process: regulation of transcription by RNA polymerase II. Bases 288 to 2201 code for a protein of 637 amino acids. The transcript has 2 exons. The record is from RefSeq and is a predicted model, not a curated record.